UUCAAUUGACAGUUUAUCAAUUGCCUUGUUCUCUGUUCAGUUUGGCAAGAACAAGCGUUGUGGCUAAUGAAUAUUUCAACUCAGGCCGUAAGCUGCCAAGACAUUGAAUUCAGACGUGAAUCAUGAUUUCGGAUGAUACCAAAGAUAUUUUCUAGAAAAUUUAAGAAUUUGAGGAAGAAGAUCCUGGACUUCUUGCACUCCCAAGCAAUCUACUCUCUUGGAACGGAGAGUCUCGACGGCCUUCAGUCUGCCAGUUGAGAACAACGAGAAAUUGCAAGCGAGCCGCAGGAUGAGCAUGCGACGGCAGCUGACGUGGCAGGCGCGGCAAGGGUCGACGCGCCUGCGCCAAAGCGGCCGUCAGGCGGCGGUGACCUGCUGGGCGGACCUCCUCACACCCCGUCUCGUUCCCAUCAAGGUCGCCUUCUUCCUUAUUAUGGGCGCGACGCAAUGCCUAGGUCCAUACUCGACGCUGUUCGCGCGGGCACUGGGCCUGACGCUCAAGGAGACCGCCAUCGUCUUCUCGGUGGCCCCCAUCGUCCCCCUCCUCGCCCCAACCCUCGCGGGGGUCAUAGCUGACAAAAUAGGCAACUUCAAGGUGGUGUUAGUGGUGAGUGUGAUGGUGAGCGGGCUGCUGCCGCUACUAUACAUGGCCAUCCCACCCGCCCGCCUCCCCACCCCUGAUGUGCCCACCCUCCCCCUCACCCUCACCUGCCAGGAGGGGGACUUCCACCUCAGCCUCCCCACCGGAAGAGCGUCAUGCGCGUCGUUCGUGACGAACGGCAGCGUAGCGCGGCUGUCGGCCGCAGACUGCGGCUACGCCUGCUCGCCGGCGGUGGUGCGCUACCCGCAGAGCCUCGAGGCGCAGUUCAGCCACAUCAGCGCCUCGGCGGCCCCUGACGGCGUCUCGCCGCUCGGCGAGGAGCUUUCCUGCGUCACGGGACGUCACUUCGACGACCCGCAGAAAUGCUACAUCGUCAGGCACAACGAGAGCGCAAUGCCCCUCGACCAAGCCAGCCUCUCGAGCUUCGUGCUAUACGAGGCGAGUGUUAACUUCAUGACUCUGGACGGCGGUGGUACAGUUAACCUAGACGGCCGCUAUCAGAUGACGCCCGACGAACAACACAUCUUCGACUGCAGCAACGGUUUGCUGGCAAAAUCCCUGAACGUCUCAACAAUAACAUUGGCAGGGACGAAGGCUGCAGUUAGUCCGGACCAAUCGUACGUGACGUGCAAUUUCGAGUGUGACGUCACGCUGCCCAUGGAUGAAGUUUGCGCAAGUGUCCCCCCUCCCGAAGAUGAGAGCGACCCCGUGUUGACCAUGUGGCUCUUCACCGGGCUGAAGGUGUCAUCGGGUUUCACUAUAGGCCUCACCUACACCUUGUUUGAGGUGGCGACAGUGGCCGUGCUGCAGCAUCACGGUCACGACUACGGCCUGCAGAGGCUGCACGGCUCCCUGGGCGGCAUGAUCUGCGCCCCCCUCGCAGGGGUGCUUAUAGACCUAUUUGGGGACGGCAGCGCCCCAUAUCACUACUACGCAACGUUCGGGGCAUACACGGUGCUGAAGCUGCUGUGCGCCGCGGUUUUGUGCGCGGUAGACCUGCGCUUCAAGCCGCCGUCCCGCAGCCUCCUGCACAACGUCGUCAGGCUGCUGCUCACCCCACACGUCGCCCUGCUCACCAUCGCCGUCUUUGUGUCAGGAGUUUGCUACGGGUUCAUCGAGCACUUCCAGCCGUGGCUGCUGCGGGACCUCAACGCCACGAAUUGGUUCAUCGGCAUGACCACAACCGUGGCCUCCGUGGCCGCGCUGCCAUUUCUGGCCAUCUCGGGCGCCGUGUGCGCCAAAUUUGGCCAUGUUCAGGCCAUCGCGUUUGGCCUCGUGUGCUAUUCUGUUCGCUGCAUCGGAUACUCCCUGCUGACCGACCCCUACUGGUGCCUGCCCCUGGAGGUGGCUGAGGGCGCCACGACGGGGCUGCUCAUCGCGGCGAGUGUGUUGUACGCCGCCCACCUCGCGCCGCCCACCGCCCAGGCCACCCUGCAGGGCGUGCUGGCGACCGUGCACUACGGAUUGGGCAAGAGCGCCGGCAGUUUCGCGGGCGGUUACCUCAUGAGUGAGCUGGGCACCGCCAUGGCCUUCCAGAUCUUUGCAGGCGGAGCCCUCGCGGUCGCCCUCGCCUACUACCUCGUCUUCAAACUCUGUCUGCUCCCUCAGCAGCAAACCCUCGACUCCCUGCGCAGGGAGAUCAACAACAUGCCCAUACGCACCGUGUCUAUAAGGGAGCACCAGCGCAACUCCCAGCGAUACGACGAGGUCCCAGAACUCGGUCCCGAAACUCAGGCCCUCAGGGACGGGGACGAUGGAGGGGAAAUUUCGGUGCGUGAAGCAUCGCCAAAGAAAUCCGGGGAACAAGAAGCUUAUCGUUACAGUAGCUACCUUCCUUCGGGGGUUGAUGAGACGCCUUUUCCCACUUGGAGUGAUGAUGAAGAGCCUCAUCCCCCAAACCUGUACCCCAGUGUUGCCACCCUGAGGUCCUCAAGCACUCCCCAAAAACAUGCCCCGCCGCCCCCCGACGUCGUGGACAUCACCGCCGUAACCGAACUCCUGCCCGACUCCCGGCCAACUUAAAUUUUUGAAGUUUAUUUCACAUGAACUUCUGUAAAGUAAUUAAACUACGAGUAUAAUUAUCGUAUUACGUGCUAUUAUCUUUGCCUAUUGAACGAUGCAAAUAACGCAAUUUUUUAUAACAGUAACACUGAUACAGUUAUUAUUUUAUUGCUGUUUUUUAUUACAAAUACAGAUGUUGAUGAGUAGUGAAACGCAUCUCUAUCAGCGCUUAAAUUGUAUGAUAUCUAUCUAUUGUAAAUAAUUAUUCAUAAAUUCCUGUACUAUCAAAUACAAAAAAUUUUAAAGCGCGAAAAAAGAGAACUACAAAAAUUUGUCAUCAUUCAUCAACUUGAUUAUUUUCCCAGCUUUUGUACUCUACUCAAAACUUUGAGAUGAUUGAAUGAUCAUUAUUAUGUGUGAUUCAUGACAUUAAUGCUAUUAAAAUUAUUUAUACUUUGUUAGAUAUUAUUUUAGUUACGCUACUGACGAUGAAAAAGCUUAUUAAUUUAACGGAGCGAACAAGAUCAAUAAUUAUUAUGUUAUGCAGCGCACUGUACGCGGCCGAGCUACUGAUCCACCUAAUGUUUUGUUCGACCGAACAUCGCAGAUGAAAGCACACCUCCAAGAAUUGUGAAGAAACUCUUAAGUUUUAUUAUAUUAAGAAAUGAUAGCAUGACAUAGGCCAAUAGCACUGCAACAACUAUACUGGCUAUUAACAGUGCUGGGAAUACCAGUGCAAAACAUCGGCCAAUAGAUCUGUAGGAAUUAUCAGCCAAUAUUGGUGCAAAACAUCGGCCAAUAGAUCUGUAGGAAUUAUCAGCCAAUAUCAGUGCAAAA
Molecule: messenger RNA, 3439 nt
Organism: Hyalella azteca
Lineage: Eukaryota; Metazoa; Arthropoda; Malacostraca; Amphipoda; Hyalellidae
Product: major facilitator superfamily domain-containing protein 6
Exons: 11
Coding region: 290-2623 (777 amino acids)
Cellular component (GO): membrane
Molecular function (GO): transmembrane transporter activity
Source: RefSeq, a predicted model, not a curated record